AUGUCAAGAAGAGGCUUACGAGAUGAAGAAAUCGAACGAUUAUUGUGUGAAAUUCCAUCAGACGAGGAUUCCACUGUUGACACCACAGAUGACGAAUCUGAUUAUGAAGCAAGCAUUGUUGCGGAGGCUAUUGUGUCGUCUGAAGGCGAAGUUUCAGAGAGCGAGGAAGAAAGUGAGUCCACUCCGCCAAAACGCGCUGCUGACACAGCGCCAACUUGGGGACAACAAUUCAAUGCUACCUCAGGAAUGCAGUUCGACAGUGAAUCAGGACCAAGUGCUUUUAUUAGGGACAUUGAUGAUCCAGAACCUAUCGAUAUAUUCGAAAAAAUAUUUCCAAAAGAGCUAGUUGAGCUAAUCGUUUUCCAAACAAAUUUAUAUGCGACGCAAUCUGGCAAGUCUUUCACUCCAACAACUGACAAUGAAAUACGAACUUUCCUGGGAAUCAACAUUUUGAUGGGUAUAAAGCGUAUGCCAGCAUACAGAGACUACUGGUCUAGUGCCCCAGAACUUCAUGAUCGUUAUAUUGCAUCUCUGAUGGCAGUAAAUCGGUUUGGAUGGUUACUGAGGAACAUUCAUCUGAAUGAUAACACAUUGCAUCCAGAAAAAGGACACCCAGGUUAUGACAAACUGUACAAGCUGCGACCAGUGAUCAAGAUACUAUCUGAAUCUUUUUCCAAGUGUUACCAACCCAGCAAACACCUAGCAAUUGAUGAGUCAAUGAUCAAAUUCAAAGGCCGCAACAGUAUGAAACAAUACAUGAGAGAUAAACCCAUAAAGCGUGGUUACAAAGUGUGGAUGCUGUGUGACAAGACCUCUUACAACUUGAAAUUUGAUAUUUACACCGGAAAA
Schistocerca cancellata (South American locust) is the source of this 849-nucleotide messenger RNA. Its product is annotated as piggyBac transposable element-derived protein 4-like. The record is from RefSeq and is a predicted model, not a curated record. The annotation marks the transcript as partial. The transcript has a single exon. NCBI's taxonomy places the organism in Eukaryota, Metazoa, Arthropoda, Insecta, Orthoptera, Acrididae.